This is a messenger RNA of Triticum dicoccoides, 1022 nucleotides long. RefSeq lists its product as uncharacterized. Gene Ontology annotation, molecular function: protein phosphatase inhibitor activity. The coding region runs from base 232 to 759 and encodes 175 amino acids. The record is from RefSeq and is a predicted model, not a curated record. NCBI's taxonomy places the organism in Eukaryota, Viridiplantae, Streptophyta, Magnoliopsida, Poales, Poaceae. Gene Ontology annotation, cellular component: cytoplasm. The transcript is spliced from 6 exons.
CCACUCUCCUUCCCCUGCACCCUGGUGUAGUGUUGGUGGCAUCUCAGCUCCGAUCGUCUGCGACUCCCCCGCUCCACGCCGUCUCCCUGUCCGCUCCACGCCGUCUCCCUGUCCGGUAGAUCCCAUGGCCAUGGCUCCCUUCCUUCCUCCGCGUGCCUUGUUCAUUCUCCCCGCAGUGGUGCUAUAGAGGUGCCGAUUCUCUCGUUCCCGCCCGGAUAGCUUAAUUUCACUAUGUCUGGAAUGUCAUCUGAUGAUGCAAGUGCUGAAGUGAGGCUUGAAGGAGAAGUUUCUGGUGAAAAGGUACAAGAAACUCAAGAUCAGAAUGAAGGCAGUGGCAUGCCCUCGCCACAAGAGGAGGUACUGUCUUUUCCCGGUACCAUUUUUUUGGGGGUGAUCUUGGCCUCUUGGGUGUAUAUUAUUCAUGUUAUCUUCGUUCCAAGCUUGUAUGGGUACUCACAGGAGGCAGCAAUCAAGAAAAAAUAUGGAGGAAAAAUACCCAAAAAGUCACCACUUAUAUCGAAGGACCAUGAGCGGGCAUUCUUUGAUUCUGCUGAUUGGGCUUUAGGAAAGCAAGGUGGAAAUCCCAACAAGCCCAAAGGGCCCCUUGAAGCUCUUCGACCAAAACUCCAGCCUACUCAACAAAAUGCUCGUGCCCGCCGAUCUUCCUAUGCAUCUGCAGACAAUGAUGAGAGUUUGAGUUUGCCUGCCGAGGAGCUGAUCCAGAAUGAUGAUCCAACUGAAGACAAGAACAAGGAAUAAGUAUAAUAUGCAUCGUGCUUUUUAUAGGGAAAAAUCGCGGUUCUGCUGUCAUGAUGCCAAAACUGUGCCUUGUUAAAUAACUAGCACCGGUACUUAUAGUAUGCCUGAGGUUGAGCUCUGCAGUUUUAGCUGCGGUAUAUCUGGCUUCUUCCACAUUCAGCUAUGCUUGAACCAGCUAGGAAUGAACAUUUCAUGAUGGUGGUGUUGUAGUGCCGGAUGUGUAAGAAGAAAUAAUAACAAUGAAACUUCAUAUCUUAACAACA